UUUUUAUUAUGUGUUGAGUCAUAUUCAACAUGUUUUCACCACAAAAGUAACCCAACCAAAAUCCUAGAAUCUUUUCUAGGAGUGACCCUCACUCUCAAGAAUGGAAAAGGAAAAGCUCAGAAGACACAGAUUAUUAAUCAUCCCAGCACAGAGCAACGGAUACCAUAAAUAAAAGCUGAAAACAGGAUCCACCUCGAUCACUCCUCCCACUCCACCCCUCCAAAAGUUUAAUACUUUCACCAUUUUUUAUACGAAGAAAUGGAAAUAUGAAAACCCUUUCUAGUUCCAUCCCCUAAUUUCACGCUCCCUCGUUUUCCCUUCCAAAUUGGGUUUUUAAAUUUAAUCUUAGCUCCAAGAUCAGAGGGAAAAAAAGUUGACCCGUUACAAUUUCUUGUUAUACAUAUACUGUUCAUCUCAAGGAAUUUAUUCAAGGGAAGACGGGGAUAAUGAGGGAAGUGGACUCGAAUUGGUUUGCUAAAUGGGAAGAUGAAUUGCCAGCUCCAGAUGAGUUGAUUCCCCUAUCCCAAUCUUUAAUUACGACUGAUCUAGCGCUGGCCUUCGAUAUUAGAAAUCCACAUCAAAUUGCGACGGCGGCGGUGCCACCGCCUCAAUCUACCGCUAACUCCUCGGCAGAAUUUGACUCGGCUGAGUUGGGUGGCGGAGGAGAGGGCGGCAGUGGCGGAGGAUCCGGGGCUGGAGACGAGCCGGCACGGACUUUGAAGCGGCCACGGCUCGUGUGGACGCCGCAGUUGCAUAAAAGGUUUGUGGACGCUGUGGCCCAUUUGGGAAUCAAGAAUGCUGUCCCCAAGACCAUAAUGCAGCUCAUGAGUGUGGAUGGACUCACUAGAGAAAACGUUGCUAGUCAUUUGCAGAAGUACAGGCUUUAUUUGAAGAGGAUGCAGGGAAUGUCGAGUAACGGUGGCGGUGUAGGUGGCAAUAAUUCUCCAGCAGCACUGGCUGCCGUGGGUGUAGACCCUGCCACGGACCAUUUAUUCGCCAGCUCGCCGGUGCCAGCACAUUUCCUGCAUCCAAGCAGGGCAAAUUCCGACCAUUUUCUCCCAUUCUUACCUGUCACAGCAAUGCAGAAUCAUCAUCAGAUGGCGGUGGUGGGCCCGGGUGCGCACCACCAUCAGCUGCAGCAGCAAUCUAGGUAUUUUGGAACUUCACCACCAAAUGGGCAGUUCGAGCAUCCCCUUAUGAGGCAGUCACAGGAGCAGGUGCAAAGGAUGGGUACGCCGGUGCACAGUAGAAACGGUUCUGCUGUGGUGCCACUGCCAUAUGUGGAGGAUUUGGAGUCAGCCACUGCCACAGAUGGAAGGAAAAUUCUCACCCUGUUUCCAACUGGUGACGAUUAAAUAUGGAGAAAUUUUUGAAAUUUUUCUAGAAGCUCCGCAUUUUUUUUUGUCAAUUUUACUCCUGAGCUAAAUGUCCAUGGGGAAUCUAUCUAGUAUUCGAAUUUAGUUGUCGUAUCAUGUUAACAUUUGUGUUCAUAGAUGUUGCCAAUGCUCUAGGUUGAGUUCUAUUUAGUAUUUACAUUCUUGUUUUCUCCAUGAGGACCUCGGUUUGUGUCCAUUAGAAUGAGUCCUUGCUUUAUGUAGAUUCUGUUGUUAAGGAGUCUAAUUCCAUCAAUGUCGCCUUUUGUUGGCCAAUAUUGAUGCAACUCCGCCCCCGGGCUACCAGUGACUGUUAUCGACCAUGAUGUCACUUUGGGCAGCAAUAAUGCUAUAACGGUUGUUGAAAUAAGUCAUUGAAAGUACGAGAAAUCUACAGGUAAAUUGUUGUCCAAGUUGGUAUGUCUGUGUCUGAAGCAACCAAUUUGUUAACUCUUGAUUGUUCAGCGAAGGAGAACAAUGCUGGCAAGCCAAGAAUCAUGGUCCUAUGAUGUCUUCAAGAAGUCAGAGAUGAUGAUUUACUGUCCAGAGUCUGCUUAAUAUGGUGUUGUGUUUAUCUUGUUUAUUCCCUAUGGUCUCCCACAUAUAAACUUUGUUCUCUCGUUUCCUGGUAUAACCUUGUGUAGAGUCGAGUCCUAUUUGUAAAUGCUGUUGUUUUCUGCAGACAUUUUAACCUUGAUAUUCUGAAAUCUUGCAGAGGAAACCUAACAAUUCUACUGCUAUGUGAUGUUGCUUCAAUAUUUGUAUCCUGUGGAACAAAUAUAAAGUGGAGCUGCAUUUAUUUAA
Molecule: messenger RNA, 2177 nt
Organism: Olea europaea var. sylvestris
Lineage: Eukaryota; Viridiplantae; Streptophyta; Magnoliopsida; Lamiales; Oleaceae
Product: transcription factor MYBC1-like
Exons: 1
Coding region: 447-1355 (302 amino acids)
Biological process (GO): regulation of DNA-templated transcription
Cellular component (GO): nucleus
Molecular function (GO): DNA binding; DNA-binding transcription factor activity
Source: RefSeq, a predicted model, not a curated record